UUUCCGGAUGACUUUUCAAUUUUAAUUCUUGUUUUCAUGUUUGUGAGAUCCAAAUAAAAUUUGUUGAUCUUCUAUUUUUAGUUUAUAAAAGAAUCAAAGCUUUAAUUGGAAUAAAAUGGGCGAAGACUGGUGUGUGGAAAAACUCGAAAACCUUCGCAUCAAGGAAAAUCGCACAGAAACAUUGAAUGAAAUCCGUUCUCGUCUCAAUGUACAAUCGUCUUUGGAAAACAUCGUCACAGAUAAAUUGUUGAAGUCUUCAGAAAUAUACGAUUGUCUGGAAGAUAAUACAAACGUUACAAGUGAGCAAAGUGAUUUAGCCAUCGAUAUUCUUUCGAUUUGCAUGAAUCAGCUGACCAUAAACCAAACCGAUCUGCCGAGUCUCUUGGAGCGCUCUUUGCAGCACAAGAAUCCUAAAGUACGCUCUCUCGCUCUCAAUACAAUUCUGAAGGAACUUCUUAGGCAUCCCAAUGCCUCAGUUGCCGAAGAUCUCAUCCUGGUCAUCAUAAAUUGCAUUGAAGAACAUGAGACCAGUGUUGGAGCUCCAGCAGUCGAAAUACUUUCGAUCUUAUUAGCUGGCAAGAUCAACAAGAGACAAUUUAAAGAAGCCCUUCUGAGUAAACUCAACCAAAACGACAUAGUGCGAUGCCGUUUGUAUGAAGUCGCAGUGAAUUUGUCCAAGAUUUCGCCUUCGAAUCUAAGUGAAUUGGAGGAAAUCCUGAACUCUGCGGUUGAAGCAUUGGAAAACAACGAUAUUCUGUUGCAAGUGAAUGUCUUAGAAAUUCUGUCUUCUCUUGCGGGACAGAACCAUGGUCUAGUGUUCUUAGAACAGAAGCAGGUAUUUGAAAAAAUUUCCAACAGAGUCGAUGAAAUAGAACAGAAUCCGCUAGACAGGUUGCUAAUACCUGGAAUUAUGAAAUUUUUCGGAAAAAUUGCAUAUUCCCAGCCUCAGAAAAUCAUCACUGGUUAUCCCAAAAUGGUUCUUUGUUUAUUUGACUGUCUUCAUUCGGCCGAUCCAACGAUUUUGCCGACGGCAUUUGAUACCCUCGCCAACCUGGCGUACUCACAACAAGGGAAACUACUUCUUGAAGCAAAUUAUGAAAGCCACCUCAGACAAACCUUCGAAGACUUUUUCUCGUAUUUGAGAAACCUCCCGACAGAAAUGAAAAAUCGUGCAUUUAACGCGCUUGAAGUUGUGUUUACAUGCCAAGGCGAGCCUUCAGCGGAUGUAAGUAAAGUGCUGCAAAAGUGGUAUCAAAUCCUGGCUGGAGGACAAAGUCUACAAUUUCUUGCAGACUUUUGUCGCAACCCAUUCCCUGACAUUAAAGUAGCCUGUUUGAAUUUUAUCCGAGCACUGUGUCGAUACCGUUGGGGUAUUGUGGCUCUCAAGUACACAGCGGGAUUUGUUGAGUAUCUCAUCGACAGGAAGGUUGAAUUCGACAAAGAUGCAAAGUAUGCAAAGUUUGAAAUAAUUGAAAUAUUGUCGGAGAGCAAUGUUUUCGAUGUUCAAACUCAAUUGCAGUUGAAAAAGUAUGUGAACGAGGGUCCGUAUUAUGUACAACCAAUUGUUGAAAUCGCGGUUGAAGGUGUUUAAGUAAAUAAAAUAAAUUUAAUCCAAAAAA
This is a messenger RNA of Eupeodes corollae, 1619 nucleotides long. RefSeq names its product 26S proteasome non-ATPase regulatory subunit 5. Gene Ontology annotation, biological process: proteasome assembly. The transcript is spliced from 3 exons. The coding region runs from base 116 to 1591 and encodes 491 amino acids. NCBI's taxonomy places the organism in Eukaryota, Metazoa, Arthropoda, Insecta, Diptera, Syrphidae. The record is from RefSeq and is a predicted model, not a curated record. Gene Ontology annotation, cellular component: cytosol.